CAGAUUGUGGACAGGAAGCAGCAUGGACGCCGACUCGAUUGUCGCUGCGAUCGUCGCCAAGGGCAACGAGGUGCGUGACCUCAAGGCGAAGAAGGAAGACUUCAAGGGCCAGGUGGCCGACCUCGUCACGCUCAAGAAGCAGUUCAAGGACUUGACCGGCAACGACUACCAGCCGCCGGCCGCACCCAAGGCGCCCAAGGCUGAAGCGCCCAAGGCCGAGAACGCCGAGGGUGGCAAGUCCAAGAGCCAGCUCAAGAAGGAGAAGAAGCUUGCGGAGAAGGCGGCGCAGCCCAAGGAGUCCAAGCCCAAGGCCGCCAAGCCGUCCAAGCCGUCGGUGACGGGCCGUCCGACCGAGGCGAGCGCCGCGCCGGUCGACACGGACUUGCUCCUGCGCCAGGCCAAGUAUGCGCACUAUACGGCGAUCAACGGUGACGCGAACGCGCAAAAGGUGACGCCGUGGGACGUCGAAGCCGAGGGCGGCGUCGACUACGACAAGCUCAUCGACACGUUUGGCACGUCGCAGCUGACGCAGGACCUCGUCGCGCGCAUUGAGAAGCUCACGGGCGUGCGUGCGCACCGGUAUCUGCGCCGCGGGUACUUCUUCUCGCACCGCGAGCUCCACGAAAUUCUCGACCACUACGAGAAAGGCAACAAGUUUUACCUCUACACGGGGCGCGGGCCGUCGUCCGGGUCGCUGCACAUGGGCCACUUGAUCCCGUUCACGUUCACGGCGUGGCUCCAAAAGGUGUUUGACGUGCCGCUCGUGAUCCAGCUCACGGACGACGAGAAGUACCUCUUCAAGGAGCAGACGUUGGCCGAGUCGGACUUUAUGGCCAACGAGAACGCCAAGGACAUUAUCGCGUGCGGCUUUGACCCGACCAAGACGUUCAUCUUCAAGAACUCGGACUACAUUGGCACGCUCUACCCCGAAGUGCUCAAGAUUCAAAAGUGCGUCACGUACAACCAAGUGCGCGGUAUCUUUGGCUUCACGGGCUCGGACAACAUUGGCAAGUCGUCGUUCCCCGCGAUCCAGGCCGCGCCGUCGUUUCCGCAAUGCUUUCCCGUGCCGUUCAGCGGCCGCACGGACCUGCGCUGCUUGAUCCCGUGCGCGAUCGACCAGGACCCGUACUUCCGCAUGACGCGCGACGUCGCACCCCGCAUUGGGUAUGCCAAGCCGGCGCUGAUCCUCUCAAAAUUCUUCCCCGCGCUCGAAGGCGCGACCACCAAGAUGAGCUCGAGCGGCCCGUCGCCGACCAUUUUCGUGUCCGACUCGGCCGCGGACGUGGCCGACAAGAUCCGCAAGUACGCCUUCAGCGGCGGUGGCGAGACCAAGGCCGACCACGAAAAAUACGGCGCCAACUUGGACGUCGACAUCCCGUACCAGUACUUGACGUUCCUGCUCGAGGACGACGCCGAGCUCGCGGCGAUCGCGAAAGAGUACGGCGAGGGCCGCAUGAUGUCGGGCCAGGUCAAGGACAAGCUCAUCGAGAUUGUCGUUGCAUCGAACGCCGACUUCCAGGCCAAGCGCGCGGCCAUCACCGACGAACAGGUGCGCCACUUUAUGACGGUGCGCCCGCUCGCCUUUUAAGAAGGCGCUCGGAUAAGAUGAAUAAUCCACUGGUUGCUACUCU
Messenger RNA from Saprolegnia parasitica CBS 223.65, 1631 nucleotides. RefSeq lists its product as hypothetical. The transcript has a single exon. Gene Ontology annotation, cellular component: cytoplasm. The coding region runs from base 23 to 1588 and encodes 521 amino acids. Gene Ontology annotation, molecular function: ATP binding; tryptophan-tRNA ligase activity. Gene Ontology annotation, biological process: tryptophanyl-tRNA aminoacylation. The record is from RefSeq and is a predicted model, not a curated record. Lineage: Eukaryota; Oomycota; Saprolegniomycetes; Saprolegniales; Saprolegniaceae.